Molecule: messenger RNA, 2480 nt
Organism: Bolinopsis microptera
Lineage: Eukaryota; Metazoa; Ctenophora; Tentaculata; Lobata; Bolinopsidae
Exons: 19
Coding region: 17-2320 (767 amino acids)
Source: RefSeq, a predicted model, not a curated record
AGGGCCAGUUUCUUAAAUGGAUCCUGAGUCAAACGAUGGAGAAGACCAUGAGGUUGCUUCAGAGAUUUUAGAUAUUGUUGAUGAAGCUAUUGAUAAAGCAAGUGGGCCCGAUGGAGAAGCCGAGAAGUUAGAACAAACUGUUGACCCCAUUGAGCAAGUUAUAAUGUCAUCAGAAGCUACUGAUAUUGACAUCAAGUCAACUGAACAUGUCAUAGAGCCAGUCGAAUCAGUUGAAACAGUCCAAUCAGUUGAAACAGUCCAAUCAGUUGAAACAGUCGAAUCAGUUGAAACAGCCAGGAAAACACCUGAACAACUAGAAAAACAACCAGAGAAAAAGUCAUCCCCUGAUCACAUUACACACCUACCAAGAAGUGUGACUAUAUUACCUCCCAUCUCACCCAUUACUGCUAUGGAGAAAAUGUGCCAGACGGACAUCACAUUGCUAUCAGGGAGUAACAUCUCCUCCUUCCGGCCUGCUCAAUUUGCUGAGGAGAUCUCACCUUAUCCUCCUCUUCCAGUUAUUGAAACAACCAGCGCUCCAGCUUUGCUGAAGGGCGGAGAGAAACUCAAUGACUCUGAUAUCAAGACUAAUACCAGUGACUGUAAACUACAUGCUGUCAGUCAGGAGUCAGUUGUGACGAACGACGAGAGCCGAUCCGACCUGAACCCCAGUGACGAGGAUCAGGAAUCCGUAUCUACUUACAGCGCUAUAUCAGAGCUGGAGGGGGUGGGACCCCCCACAAUACUCCAGUACAUCAAAGAGAGUACACGAGUAAAGAGAGCCGUGCCCGCUCCUAAACCUCUUUCCGAGCGGUUCCCGAUGGUAGACCCAAGUAUUGAAAGAAGCAACAUGUGUCCCUUCUGUCACACGGAGCUCCUUCCUGUACCUCCACUUUCUGAUGGAAGUGACGAUGAAACUGAAUCUCCUUCCGUCAGGGCGUCAGUUUCUCCUCCGUACCACAUUAAAGACACAGAGAAAGGAGAAGCAGGAUUGAUGAAGGGAAAUUUAGGAGGAACUUCAGUGUUCUCUGUGGAAUCUCCUCCUCCAAUCCUGGGGCUUCCUGAGGAGAACGAAGAAGACAAACUACCUUGCGAUGGGUACCUGUACUGCUGUGAAGAUUAUUACUGGCACUUAGUCAACAAGAACAGGAUGGAACGACGCGAUUCCUUCUAUCAAGAGGGCGAGGCGAUGGAAGUUAAAAAGAUAGAUGUGUCUCCACACCCUCCGUUCGGUUCCAAAGCUGCUAGAAAACUUGCUAAAGAUAGGGCUAAUGAGAGUGCUGAAGUGGAUAAGCCUAAGCCAAAGAAGCCCGUUAAGCCUAAACCAAGGCUUACACCGAUACUACAACUGGUACGAGAAAGAGAGCUGGAGAAAGUCAGGCCUCUGGGAGGACCUCCUCCUAGAGGAGGGGGUGGUGCUACUACUCUAUUCAGUUAUGCUCGGCAGAUGAAGACAAUAAACUUUGCACUUAGUUCCCGGAAGUGUAUGGAGGACGGAUGGACGGUAACCAACUACCAGCCCCCUCCAGAGUCACCCCAACCUGUGCUGUACGAUACUGUGGACGAUACCCAGAUGCACCCUCUACCUGGGCUCAAUGUACCCUGGCAACAGAAUACCACAGAGUUUCACAGAUAUUAUCGUAACGGUACAGUAUUUCUCACUCUGCUCCCUGACGGCACCGGAACGUGUUACUACCCCAGUGGGGCGCCAGCGAUCGUCAUCUCUCUCGAGCAACCGGGUAUCUACUGUUAUUAUGUGUUAAAUGAUAGUGACUCUGAUGUGAAACUUCUUGCCGUGUGUUCCCAGCUUGGUCGUAUAGCUGUAUUCCACUCGAAUGGGACGAUUCAUUACCAAUGCUCACCAGUCGAAGGAAACCUGUUCAACAAGCGGGAGAUGCGCACCAAGCACUGGGAGUGGGACGCGUUUGCACCGCACGUGCACGCGCCUCCCUUCCAGCCUGUCUACUUCCAGAUAUCGCCUUACUUUUCGAUGAGAUGUGUUAGUUUGGACCAACAGACUCUAGUCUUCAAUUACAAGAGAUACACCUUCAAAUGUUGCGUCGGCUCUCGAACAAAGAAACUCACAGCAAAGCCACUGGAACAACCGCAGUUAACCCAGUAUAACAAAGAUUUGGUUGAAACGAGAAAAGAAAUUAACGACAAUUUGCGAAUACUGAAUAGUUGCAUCAAUUCAGCGCACCAUCUUACCCAAAAAGACGUUCGGUUAGAAAAAACUUUAGAAACCCUGGAGAGUAGAAAUGGUACAUCUCCAUCAAAAAGUGCUGCUGAGAGUAGCAACAGAGUGACUCUGGCUGUAUGAAAACCCAACUCUCACGCUUUUCAUAUCAUGCAGUUACGUUCUCCUAUAGCUUAGAGCUGAAAUCGGAGUUGUAGUGACUUAAUAUGUCGUGCAUGAGGACUCAAGAAUCAGGAUUCAAGUUCGCAGACUGAGAUUUUGAAAUUCAGAAAAAUUGAUUGUU